UGCACUUGCUACCAUCCCUCACACAAAAAGAAAAAUGAAGUUAUUAUUUGCAACAUUGUUGUUUAUUUCCCUGGUUUUCAGCUCAUCAUUUGUCCAACUCUCCUUUGCCACACCUGCCGCCCCUCCUUCUCCUUCUCCUGCUUCAGCUCCAAGUUUCUGUGAUAGCAAGUGCGGGGAGAGGUGUUUCAAAGCAGGACUGAAAGACCGGUGCUUGAAGUAUUGUGGGAUAUGCUGCCGAGAAUGUAAAUGUGUUCCUUCAGGGACCUAUGGCAACAAGUCGGAGUGCCCUUGCUAUCGAGACAAGUUGAACUCCAAGCACCAGCCCAAGUGCCCUUAAGACUUCAGAGUUGAUCAAAUCAUGCACCUUCGUCAGCUGUGUCUUAUUACUAUAUCUUAUAUAAUUCUUUUGCCAGUAUCGCUUCAGUUUAAUUAUGUGUUGAUUUUGCCACUUUCGUCUGCCUUCAGAUCAGUUCUCUGAAUCCGAUCCACCCACUUCUUUGGGAAUUAAAGCAAUA
Molecule: messenger RNA, 515 nt
Organism: Durio zibethinus
Lineage: Eukaryota; Viridiplantae; Streptophyta; Magnoliopsida; Malvales; Malvaceae
Product: snakin-1-like
Source: RefSeq, a predicted model, not a curated record